UCCAUUUAAAAGGAGAAAAUAAUAGUAUCAUACUACUGUCAGACCACUGAGUGAAACCCUGGUGGAACAAAAUAUUGAGCUUAGCAUCCCAAUACAACAGGAGCAAUACAUGUGCAUAAGAAGUUUGCAGUUCUUAUAAUUAAAUGGAACUGCAGUAUUUCCAUGGAAAUAUAACUAAAGAAGACUGUGAACAAUUACUGAGCAACAAAGGAAGAAAUGGAAGCUUUUUAAUACGAGACAGUGAGAGUAUACCAGGAGUCUUAUGCCUUUGUGUUUUCUAUGAACAUGUUAUCUACACUUACCGAAUCUUCAGGAAACGUAACGGACAUUUUAUGGUGCAGACUUCUGAAGGUACUCCAAAACAGGACUUCAGAACUUUAAAGGAUUUAAUUGCUACGUAUGAAAAACCAAAUCAAGGGCUAGUAAGCCAACUGCGCUAUCCAGUAAACAGAUGUACACCCCAAAGAUCUCAGACUGUCUACGUAACUAAAGGUGAAGCAUAUUUGAUUCCUGAAAAUGAAGAUGAUUAUCUUGAUGUCUUGCCUGAGUAAUCUGACUGAGACUGUUUCUCAUGAUUUGCUUCUUUUCAACAAACAUUAGUUAAGUGGGUCAUACCCAUCUAACUGGUUAUUCCAUUCAUUUCACUGGAUUUUGAAUUCAUUUAUGUUCUAGAAUAGUACUGCCCACAACGCUAUCUCUUGCUUGCUUAGCUCUUUUGCCUCAAAAAAACCCCACCAAUACUUUUACUUCACCUGUGGCCACUUCAUGCACCUGGUGAAACGGGAUCUGAUCCACAAAAGCGAAUGCCACAAUGACUUUACUAGCUUUUAAGGUGCCACAAAUCUGUCAUUCUUCCACUUUUAACAGAAUCGGUUAAGCAGAAUUACUGCCUACACAGACUCAAGAUUGCUACAUCAAUGAUAACAUAGACAGCUGAUGAAGUGGACUGUAGACCACAAAAGCUUAUGUCAUGGCAAAUAUUAGUUUUCAGUCUUCAGCUGUUUUCUUUUUGCAACUGGAAUUCGCUUUUUGAUAGUCAUGAGCACAAGUGUCUGUUCCAUUUUAAUUAUCACUUGUUUAUUUUGGCAGUUUGCAACUUACAUUGGGAACAACAUGUUGAACACAGUAUGUUUAUGGGUGAAAUGUUAAAUAUAUUUAUUUGAAUUUAAAUCCCACUGGAAUAAUUGGAGAAUAAGUUUUAACACAAUCCAAAGUACAUACCAAAGCUUUACAAGAGUUACUACUGAUAUUGACGAUAAUGAGUAAUAUGUAAAGCUUUGCACAGACCAUCUUUUUCAGCUACAGAUUAGUGCCUGUCAGUAUAUUGAAGCCCCUCAUACCUGCAUAUCUAUUAUUAAAUAUAGUUUGUCAAAAUUACAUAACUUUAUCUUGAUAAAACAAGUCAUAGCAAGUAUACAAGAUUAUCAUGUAGUAUCGUUUAGGCUCUCUAACAUUUCAGAAACAGUACUUUAGGGAUGUCAUUAUGCAUGGUUCAAUUAUUUUUAAAAUGUCUCACCAUUGUCUCUGGUCAAGUCAGAAGCCACCCUAGUUUCCAUAGGAUUUCAAGCUGUACUCUGGAAAUGCCAAAACUAGUUCCCAGGAGCAACAACCAAUUCUACAAGACAUAAAUUUUGGUGCAACUGCCUGCAGGUGGCUAUUGUAUAAAACAUUCCCCUGCCCCAAGAGUACGAUAAGUCUGUCAACUGUUUUCAAAAGUAUUUUUCCUCCUUCAGCUUUUUUUUCUUUACUACAUGAAGAAGGGGGAAAAUAAUUCACAGCACCUAGUGCUUUAAAACUUCAGUUUUCUUCUGGAGUAAACAUAACUACACAAGGUGUAGUUUGCAAUCCAGUCUAAUUUGUUUUAUCACUUUAACUUAUUUUGGCUUAAGCAAAGGCAGUACAUUAGAAAAAUCCAGGGAACAGGCCUUUCUCUUCUAUAGAAAGGCUCUGCCUCUCCUCCCUUAGCGGUACCAGGGCAGUAGAUCCAGAGAACGAACAGUUUAUGGACAGCCUAAACUGUUAAUGUUGCAUGAUGAUUUUAAUCAGUAAUUUGGAGUCACAUUAAUUGUAAUCGUUCAUAAUUGUUUUAAGUUAGAACAUAAAACCACUAGGUACAUAAUUUACAUCAGUUUUGAAGGGACUCAAGUAUGGCCCUCACCAUCUGAGCCUCGUAGAUGUACAAAUCCAUUGUUUGCUUCUACGUUGCUCUAACUGUAUUGUGCAGUGUGAUCCGCUUGCACGCUAUGGCUUUUCCCACCUGCAGGACACAUGUACUACUUCACAAGAAGCUUGUUAACUCUUCCCAAGUUUAAGUAGCCAUUUGUGAUGUGAUGCAGUAGAACUGCGAUUAAGAAGAAAAGCCCUGCUGCCCAAAUAACAUAAUACAUAAACACACAUCUCUCAGGGAGGAUGGUUUUGGCACCCACUGUGAUAUCAUUUUGAUAGAAGGCAAAGGUCUUUAUAUUUUCCCAGGAUUUUUAAUCUCACCUCUUAUCUCCUUUAUGUAGUUUCCUGAUGACUGCUUUUAUGCUGGUCUUUUAAACUGUGGUAUUAUAAUGGUUAUUUGUUUUAAAGUUGUUUUUACAGCAGUUUUAAUUCAUGUUAAGCCAUUGUGGGAACUUGAGUAGUUUAUUAAAGGGCAGGGCAAAAAAUAAUAAAAACAGCUGGACAUAUCAGUAUGACAUUCCUGUCUAUUAUACUGACUUCCAACAGUCUGAGCAUUCUGAUUUUUUUUUUAGAGUAAUACAACUGCAUUUGCAGGAACAGCAUCUCUACAGGUGGAAAAGGGAUGGGAUGCCAAAGCUUGCAAACUAUUUAUUCCAUGUAGUGAUGCUAUGAAGUUUUAUGAUCCUCAGAAUUACCAUUUUUUCCUGUUUAUAAAAUAAACAAACCUUCAUACUUUACAAAGAC
Messenger RNA from Rhineura floridana, 2910 nucleotides. RefSeq names its product SH2 domain containing 1B (gene SH2D1B). Bases 144 to 551 code for a protein of 135 amino acids. The record is from RefSeq and is a predicted model, not a curated record. NCBI's taxonomy places the organism in Eukaryota, Metazoa, Chordata, Lepidosauria, Squamata, Rhineuridae. The transcript is spliced from 5 exons.